Messenger RNA from Oryza brachyantha (malo sina), 736 nucleotides. Its product is annotated as 60S ribosomal protein L37a-1. Gene Ontology annotation, cellular component: ribosome. The coding region runs from base 81 to 359 and encodes 92 amino acids. Lineage: Eukaryota; Viridiplantae; Streptophyta; Magnoliopsida; Poales; Poaceae. The transcript has 5 exons. Gene Ontology annotation, molecular function: structural constituent of ribosome. The record is from RefSeq and is a predicted model, not a curated record. Gene Ontology annotation, biological process: translation.
GUCGCUCCCUUCCGCAUCGAGCCCUCCCUCUCGCGCCGCCGUCGCCGUCGCCGCCACCGCCACACGACCUCGCCGCCGAGAUGACGAAGCGAACCAAGAAGGCUGGAAUUGUUGGCAAAUAUGGCACUAGGUAUGGUGCCAGUUUGCGUAAGCAAAUCAAGAAGAUGGAGGUAUCUCAGCACUCCAAGUACUUCUGUGAGUUCUGUGGGAAGUUUGCUGUGAAGAGGAAAGCGGUUGGAAUUUGGGGAUGCAAGGACUGUGGGAAGGUCAAGGCUGGCGGUGCUUACACCAUGAACACUGCUAGUGCGGUCACUGUCAGGAGCACAAUCCGUCGCCUGAGGGAGCAGACUGAAGCUUGAUUUCACUACCCUUUUUGUCCUAAGGAGUUCUAUUGAUUCUGUAUCGAGUCAAGACUUGCGCUGGUCACUAUAUUGGAUGUUGAGCUUCUGCACAUCGUUUAACAUUUUUGUUUUCUACUUUAGGAUCUCCUAAGCAUGCUGCCAAAAUCUGCACUUUGAAGCCAUUGUGAACUUUCAAUUAUCUGGAUCCAAUGAGCGCUUUGCGGUGCAAACCUCUCUUUUUUAUUGGGUUUUAGUGGUUAGUAGGUGUGGUCUAAGGUAUAUCAUUUAUUGCCUAUUCUGUUUUGAUAGUUUGUUGGGAUCAUAGUUGCCUUUCAAACUUCAAUCAUGUUCAGCGGCAGUUGUUUUCUUGACCUAAUAGAGCGUUCCCAUUACCA